ACCUUGGACGAAGGAAUCGGCCUCUCUGUAUAAAGAAAUUAGGAAGACGAAGAAAAAUUCUCUCCUUCAAUAGUGAGGAAUAUACAAAGAUUACAGCAUUAGGAAACAAAUCUCUAGUUAUAAUAGGACUAACCAAAAAAAGGAAAGUAAAAAUACAGCAGAGAAAAUUUUCAGUUUCCUAGAGGAACCAGAGAAAAAAAAACACCUUGCACAACUAGGAACAUCUUGAAAAAACCUAUAAAUAUGAGGCCAAUUUUAGAGAGACUUCACCAUCACAACAAGGCGCAAUGGCAAACAACCUCACUUCGGCUUUCACUUUUGCUCUCAUCCUCUGUGUUUCAGCUCUUUCACUAAUUCCACACACCACCUCACUAUCAACCUCAUUCCAAUUCCCUCCAACCCAAUCCACAAUCCUCCCUGACCCUUCAAGCUUCUUCUCUGCAAACCUCCUCUCCACCCCUCUUCCCACCAAUUCUUUUUUUCAGAACUUCGCUCUCAACAAUGGUGACAAACCUGAGUACUUCCACCCCUACAGCAUCAACUCAUCCUCCUCCUCUCUAUCUAUCUCCUACCCAUCUCUCUCCUCCACCUCUGCUUUCAUCUCCCAAACCUUUGUCCCUGACCUCACCAUCUCUGCCUCCCAAACCAGCGCCAACUUAGCUACAACAAAUAACAGCGGCCGUGUAAUCUCUGCCUUCACUGAUCUCAGUGUCACCUUGGACUUUCCCUCCUCCAACCUUCGUUUCUUCCUGGCUCGAGGAAGCCCUUAUGUCACCUGCAAUGUGUCUAGCCCCACUGCGGUUUCUGUCUCAACCAUUCAUGCAAUCCUCGAAUCCUAUUCGAGCAACUCAAAGACCAAGUUCACUGUCCAGCUUGACAACAAUCAAACAUGGGUUAUGUACACCUCCUCCCCAGCUAUUUUGACUAGAAGCAGCCCAUCAACCUUAACUUUUGAUGGCUAUUCUGGCAAUAUUCGGAUUGCAUUGGUGCCGGGUUCUGAUCCAAAAUACGUGGCAAUCCUUGACCGGUUUAGUUCUGCUUACCCCGUUUCUGGUGAAGCUGUGUUCACAAAGCCAUUCACUCUGGAAUAUAAAUGGGAGAAGUAUGGACGGGGAGAUUUGCUUAUGCUAGCUCAUCCUCUCCAUCUUCAGCUUCUGUCUAAUGCUACUGUUUUGGAAGAUUUCAAGUACAAGAGCAUUGAUGGCGAUCUGGUUGGCAUCGUUGGCGAUUUGUGGGAGUUGAAAUCUCAUAAUAUAUCAGUCACUUGGCAUUCAAUCGGAGGUGUCAAACAAGCCUCAUACCCUGAAAUUGUUUCUGCGCUUCGUCGUGAUGUUAAGGCUCUUAGUUCGACACCAAUAACAACUGAAUCGUCAUACUUUUAUGGGAAAUUGGUUGCCAGAGCAGCAAGGUUGGCUUUGAUUGCUGAGGAGGUGGAUUGUCUUGAUGUGGUUCCAGCAAUUAGGAAAUACUUGGCGGACGCCAUUGAGCCAUGGUUGGAUGGUACUUUAAGUGGGAAUGGUUUUUUGUAUGAUCCUAAAUGGGGUGGACUUGUCACCCAACAAGGAUCAACCGAUCGCGGUGCAGAUUUUGGGUUUGGAAUUUAUAAUGACCACCAUUAUCAUCUUGGAUAUUUUGUUUAUGGUAUUUCAGUGCUUGCAAAGAUUGACCGUGCAUGGGGGAGCAAGUACAAGCCUCAAGCUUACUCUCUUGCAGCAGAUUUCAUCAACAUAGGCAACCAAUCGAAUUCAAACUAUCCACGGUUGAGAUGCUUUGAUCUGUACAAACUGCACUCAUGGGCUGGAGGACUGACUGAAUUUGGAGAUGGAAGGAACCAAGAGAGCACAAGUGAGGCAGUGAAUGCUUACUACUCAGCUGCAUUGAUGGGCUUAGCCUAUGGAGACAUCAAUCUUUUCAAUAGUGGAUCAAUGCUUACAUCUCUGGAAAUUCAAGCAGCUCAAAUGUGGUGGCAUGUAAGAGAAGGGGAUACACUUUAUGAGGAAAAGUUCACAAGGGAAAAUAGGAUUGUGGGAAUUUUAUGGGCAAACAAGAGAGACAGUGGACUUUGGUUUGCUCCUCCAGAGGCAAAAGAAAUGAGGCUUGGAAUUCAGUUGCUGCCCGUAUCCCCAAUCACUGAGAUCUUGUUCUCCGAUGAUGGCUUUGCUAAGGAAAUUGUAGAAUGGGCAUUGCCAGCCCUAAGUAGAGAAGGAGUUGAGGAAGGAUGGGAGGGCUUUGUCUAUGCCUUGCAAGGGAUUUAUGAUAAGGAUGGUGCU
This is a messenger RNA of Prunus avium (sweet cherry), 2270 nucleotides long. Its product is annotated as glucan endo-1,3-beta-D-glucosidase-like. Lineage: Eukaryota; Viridiplantae; Streptophyta; Magnoliopsida; Rosales; Rosaceae. Gene Ontology annotation, molecular function: endo-1,3(4)-beta-glucanase activity. The record is from RefSeq and is a predicted model, not a curated record.